UACUUGGAUUUUAUAAUGAAGAGAUUAUAUCAGAAAUCACUACUGACAUUUUGUUUUUUCCAUUAUUCAUAAAUUUUGACAAGUUUACUAUAGUAGUUUCAAAUAUUGGAUUUUCUUCACGUGAAGAUCUUCUAUACGCUGGUUCUGGUUACACAUCAUCUUUAUUAUCACGCCGUGGUUCAGAAACUUACCUUAUUUUACAACAAGUUUUAGACGAUCAUUGUAGUUUACAGGUUUAUAAAGGUAGUAAUGAAGUAUAUCAAUACGUUGGUGAAACUCCAACUGUCGUUUGGAAGAAUUAUGGAAUGUAUGAAAAGAAGGAUCAUCUUGCACUUUUUGGGCUAAAAGAUCCGAAGGUUCGAGCAUUAUUAACGAAUGAAAAAGAAUAUAUGACAUGCAUGAUAUGUACAUCACUUAAAUGGAACGACACAUCAAUUUUACAACCAAUUUUUGACUUGCACAUUAAACGUAGAAAAAUUUCAAUACCUAAUGAAGACUGGCACGUUCUUUUUACUAAAUGGCUCACACAAGAUAUAGUCGAGGUAGCGAAAGGGCUUUCUGGAACAUCGUUAGCCGAAAUUAAAAUAAAUCGUGAUGAUAGAAGUAGUGGAUCAGAAGCUGAAGACAUCGAGUUAAAUCAAAAAAAAAAUAAUAAAAAUUCAAAGCAAAAAAAAAAGCAAAAAUCAAAACCAUGA
Molecule: messenger RNA, 695 nt
Organism: Racocetra fulgida
Lineage: Eukaryota; Fungi; Glomeromycota; Glomeromycetes; Diversisporales; Gigasporaceae
Source: the annotation of a GenBank genome assembly